AUGCAUGUGGGAAACGACAAUGAUCUUGGUACGAGCCCCAUGCUGCUGCCAGUUUCGACGGCUUUAAUUGGGAUGGAACAACAGCAAGCACAACAGCUGCAGGCCAUGGCGCGGCAUGCACCGCUGCGCGCUCGAGAAAUGGAGAUUAUUCCAACCUAUCAAGAGGUGAUGCUUGGUCUCGGCAACUGGUCCGGUGAAUGGGGUGGUGGCGGUGGCCGCAUGAUGCCGGCAGGUCGUGUCCGCACUUCCGCGCAACAGCGAGACCGGCAGCAGCGCCGCAGUGGGCCACAACAACAAAAACAACAGCGGCUUCGUGUCGCGGGCGGGGAAGAUGGAGCAGGACACACUGCACAGUCCACGGCAGCAGCCGGAGCAGCAGCACAAAGUGUCACUUGCGCCUCUUUCAACUUAUUCAGCGCCGAAGAGUGUCGAAAGCGGCUGCAUCGCCUCUUGCAGUUCAUCGCGGCGUACACCGCCCAGCGGCGUAAGCGUGGCGGGUCGUCGGCGGCAGUUGCAGCUGUCGUAGGAGGCGAGGCGAGUUUUGCUGGUCCCAUAACGGAUACUUCACCAGGGACGAAGAAAGCAGGGCCUCCCUCACCAAGAAUGCAACUGCAAAAUCAAUCGCCACAGCAGUUAACUCCCUCGCGUGAAAAGGCCGGGUCGAAGCAAAACGUGUCGCCCAUUCGAGGAGAAGCAACCCCGUUGAUGUUGCCGCAGUCAGUAACAGGUGCUCUGCCGUCUGUAGGGAAGCUUCCCGGCUCGCCCUCGAUGGAGGUGGCACGGCCGCAACACCGUCAUCAUCAUCAUCAUCCUAUUCAACAAAAGCAGCAACGGCGUCGGCGUCGGUCACGGUCUGCCCAUGCCGAGAGCAGUGGCGACAGCGACCAGGAAGGGCGUAGCCCCGUCAUUGCCGGUGAUGAAGCGGCCCCGUGUUCGCUGGAGCGCAGUCGCGCCCACAGCAGCGGCGACCGACGGGGUGACAGCAACAACAAUAGUAAUACCAUUAAGGGGGAAGAAGCGGCGAUGGCGGCGCCCUCCUCGCGUUCCUCCAGUGCCGAGAGCUCAUCUUCGAACCGUCGACGGUGGCGACGUCGGCGUGUGUGA
Trypanosoma grayi is the source of this 1104-nucleotide messenger RNA. RefSeq lists its product as hypothetical. NCBI's taxonomy places the organism in Eukaryota, Euglenozoa, Kinetoplastea, Trypanosomatida, Trypanosomatidae. The record is from RefSeq and is a predicted model, not a curated record. Bases 1 to 1104 code for a protein of 367 amino acids. The transcript has a single exon.